GGGAGGCGAGCAAAAAGGGUCGGGGCAGGGGGCCCGUUUUGGGGUGGGGAGCGGGAAAACAAAGAGCAGGUUCCGUCAACGCCAGCGCGGCCAGGUGGUGAGGAGGAGAGGUGCUUGGGCUUCCUGCUGCCAUGGGGGCGCAGGAUCGGCCUCAGUGCUUCUUCGACAUAGAAAUAAAUCGGGAACCAGUUGGUCGUAUCAUAUUUCAACUUUUUUCUGAUGUGUGUCCAAGGACUUGCAAAAACUUUCUCUGCCUAUGUACAGGGGAAAAAGGAAUUGGAAAAACAACUGGGAAAAAGCUCUGCUACAAAGGCUCCACAUUCCACCGUGUGGUUAAAAACUUCAUGAUACAAGGAGGAGACUUCAGUGAAGGUAAUGGAAAAGGAGGUGAAUCUGUUUAUGGAGGAUAUUUUAAAGAUGAAAACUUUAUUCUGAAACACGAUAGAGCAUUCCUUUUGUCGAUGGCAAACAGAGGGAAACAUACCAAUGGUUCCCAGUUUUUCAUAACUACAAAGCCUGCUCCUCAUCUUGAUGGUGUACAUGUUGUCUUUGGAUUGGUUAUUUCUGGCUUUGAAGUAAUAGAGCAAAUAGAAAAUCUGAAAACUGAUACUGCCAGCAGGCCAUAUGCAGAUGUGCGAGUUAUUGACUGUGGGUUGCUGGUUACAAAAUCGGCAAAGGAUGCAUUGGAGAAGAAGAGAAAGGUGUCUGCUCACUCAGAAGCUUCAGAUACUUCCAGCAGCAGCUCGUCUACUUCAUCAGAAUCAUCAUCUGACAGUGAAUCUGAAAGUGAGAGAAGUAGGAAAAGGAAACGCAAGCGGAGAAUGAAAGCUAAACAGUCAAAGAAGCGACGAAGGGAAGAGAAGAAAAAGGAGGAACCCAAGAACAAACGGGCAUCAAGCCAAAGAAGCCAUCUUAACAGAAGCGAAGAAAAUGAAAAAGCAGUGGACUCAAAUGUGAAGAGGGACAAGCCCGUGGUCCGUCCUGAAGAAAUUCCUCCAGUACCGGAAAACAGAUUUUUGCUCAGAAGAGACGCACCAGUUAUAAAUACAGAGCCUGAGCCGAAGCUGCUUGAUGUAGCCCCGGUUUUGAAUGACCAGAAGCCUUCAGUAUCUAAAUCUGGAAGAAAAAUCAGAGGGAGAGGCACAAUACGAUACCAUACACCACCUCGUUCUCGCUCAUGUUCAGAAUCUGAUAAUGAUGAGAGCAGUGAAACUCCUCCACACUGGAAAGAAGAAAUGCAGAGGUUAAGAGCCUAUAGGCCACCCAGUGGAGAAAAAUGGAGUAAAGGAGACAAGUUGAGUGACCCAGGAAGGUGGGAUGAAAGAAGUCUGUCUCAGAGGUCAAGGUCAUGGUCACAUAAUGGUUAUUCUGACCUAAGUAGUGCUAAAUACGGUCGCCACCACAAGAAACACCGGAAAGAGAAAAAGGCAAAGCACAAAAAGAAGGCCAAAAAGCAAAAACACUUAAAGAAGCAGAAGCAAAUUAAAAAGAAGAGGUUAUCUACUUCAACAGAGAAAGAAUCUUCUCGUUCUUCUGCUAGAAGGACAAAAUCACCUUGUGACCGGGAGAGGGUGUCCCGCUCUUCCUCACUUUCUUCUAGAGAUGACUCCUCCAGAAGGGACUGGUCUAAAUCUGAUAGAGAUAAGCAGAGCUCAUUGUCCCUGUCAAGCAGGGACUCCCGGUCAUACUACAGGUCUAGAACCAGAUCCAGAACCAGAUCUAGAUCUUAUUCCAGAAGAAGUUCUAGGUCAAGAAUGGCUUUUAAGUCUUCUCAGUCUAGGAGCAGAUCAAGAUCUAGGUCCAGUUCCAAGCAUCUGAAGAUGGUGUCCAGUUCACCAAAAAAUGUCGCAGCUCGUUUAAAUGAAUUCAAGCCUGUUGCAGUCGAACCUGUCAUGGCAGCAUUGCCACAAAAUGAUAAAGUUGUGAUACAGCCCGUUGUUGCCGAAAGCAUUCCAGUCAUAUCACUUAGUGACAGUCCUCCGCCUUCUAGAUGGAAACCUGGGCAAAAGCCUUGGAAACCAUCCUAUGAGCGAAUUCAGGAAAUGAAAGCAAAGACCACUCACUUGAUGCCUACCCAGACCGCCUACAGUUUAGCAAGUGUCAAAGACGCAAGCACAUCCUCUUCAUACCGUAAGCGACGAAAAAGUUCAGAUAGUGAUCGCAGUGAUUAUUCAAAAAAUCACAGCGAUAGAAGUUCAGAGAGUUGGCGAAGGUCGAGGAGCAGGACAUCUCGAAGUAGAUCCUACUCCAAGUCUUACUCCAGAUCCAGAAGUCCAUCCAGCUCAAGAUCUCGGUCAACUGUUAGAUCCCGUUCAGUGCAUAAAUUCCCCAGUGACCGGUCGUGCUACAGUGGGUCGUCAUCUUAUUUUUCUCUAAGUGAGGAUGAACGACAGAAAAGCAAAACGAAAGAAAGUGGGCACUUGUCAAAGAAGAGACAAAGCAGUUCUGAAAGUACUCUUCUGUAUGCAAAAGAUGCGGCUUCUCAGAAGCACAGGGAGAGCGUGAGUAGAUCCUCUCUGGACUUCUCCACGGAUAGUGAGCAGGUGACAAAACCACAGCCAGUGCAGGAAAAAGGGCCGUUGCAGCAAGAAAAAGCAAGCCGGAAGCGAAAGAAAAGCAGCACUGCUUGCGAUGGGAAUGAAGAAAAGCCCGGGUCUGAGUGGGGCAGUGACCAUUCAAAAAAAAGACUUUUGGAGGAGAAACUGAACUCCCCAAGAAGUGGUCGAAAAGCAAAAAGGAAAACGCGUGCCGAUAGUAAGUGGGACUCUGAAUCAAAUUCAGAAAGAGGCGGAAACAGGAACUCUAAGGAAGAUUCAAGAUUGUCUUCUAGCAAGGAGGAAGGUGAAGCCACCUCGGACUCUGACACAGAUCUCAGCCUCGCCAAGUGCAAGACAAAGUUGGAUUCCUCCUCAGGUACACUCAAGACGAGCAAGCAGUUCUCCCCUUCUGAGACGGAGAGCUCCCAUUCCAAUUCAGGGGCCAGGGGGAAAUCCAGAAAGCAAAAACACGGCUCCAAAAAGAACCUCAAAAAGACACAUUCCAAAAAAGCGAAGGAGAAAUCCAAGGGUAAAAAAGAAAAGAAGCAUAAGGCCCAAAAACGAAAGGAAACAUUUCACUGGCAACCGCCUCUGGAGUUUGGAGAAGAGGAGGAGGAGGAGGAAGAGGACAUUGCUGUAAAGCCACGCACCAAGGAUGAGAGAGAGAAGCCAGUCGUGACAAAAACAGAUAAAAAGCAAGAUCAGGAUUCUGAAAAUGAUAAAAUCCCCCAAGACCAAACGGGGAAAGACAAAAAGCUCAGUGAAGAGAAUAAAACUGGAGGCCAUACAUCACCUGCCGUUAAGAACGUUUGUAAAGUUAAUGGGGAAGAGGCAACAUCAGCACAUGCUCUAAAUUCAGAAAAAAAUACGGAAAUUUCAGAAAGCGCUGGUGCUGCCAAAGUAAAUAAUGAAAAUGAGGUGGAUGUUACCCAGAUGGAUGACAUGGAGAUUUGCACUCCAGAGCAUAAUUCGCCCGUGAAGGUUGAUGUGGAACUUUCUCCAGUAAGUCUGAAGGUGAACUUGCAGGACAUUAAAGUUAGCAAGAGCACAGAUGUGCCAAGUAGCUCUGAAGCGGAGAGUUCAAAACCAGGACUUGAUGCUAGAGAAUUGACUGGUAGCAAAGAAGGCAACACACAGAGAGAGAAACAAAGACCUAAGCCCGUCACGACCAUUGCUGCUGUGGAAUGUGUGCUGAAGACUGAGCUGGUGGAAAACCCUCAGAGCAUCGUGGCUGAUAAUAAAUGGAAACCGUUACAGGGAGUAGGGAACCUGCAGCCUGCAGCUCCGGCAGCUUCUAGUAUUCCUUCCGAAGCCAAAAGCGUGGCCUCGUCGUCUGAGUCAAAGCCACAAGGUUUAAGAAUAGAAAUUAAAAGCAAAAACAAAAUCAGACCAGGCUCCCUGUUUGAUGAAGUUAGGAAGACUGCCCGGCUGAAUCGGAGACCGAGGAACCACGAGAGCUCUAGCGAGGAGGAUUCUCCCACACGGGAAAACAGCCAGUCAAGGAGCCAUAGCCGGUCACGAAGCAAGUCGGACCCCAAAUCCAGGCAUAGAGCUAGAUCCCAUUCCUACAGUCACUCCAGAAGUCGAUCAGGAAGUUCCACCUCUUCUUACAGGUCACGGAGUUACACACGAAGCCGGAGCAGAGGAUGGUACAGCAGAGGCCACUCAAGAAGUCGAAGUAGUUCUUACGACAGUUGCAGGAGUCACAGUCGCACUUAUAGUAGAAGUCGGUCCAGAAGCAGCUCUUACGAUCACCACAGUCGAUCAAGCAGGUCCUAUACAUAUGACAGUUACUACAGCAGGAGCCGUAGCCGAAGUAGAAGCAAAAGGAGUGACAGUUACCACAGAUCUCGCAGUUAUGACAGACGGUCCAGGUCCUACGGCUCAGACAGUGAAAGUGACCGCAGUUAUUCUAACAACCGAAGCCCCAGUGAAAGCAGCAGAUACAGCUGAAAGCCAUAACCAUUGGAAAUGCGGAUUGUAUUUAACAGGGGUUUCCCCCCAUCAGUACUGUGCAGACCCCUUUUUCUCAGUAUUCCCAAAUAAAACUGACAGAUGCCUAGUGAGGUGAGGCCUUACAACUCUUGAGCACAACUUUUUCAUAUGCUGUCUUCUGAAUCCUGGAGUUAGAUUUAUCAAUCAUGAGAGAUUUGGAUCUGCAGAUAUCCUUAUGUAUUGAGAGAGGCCUGAUGUGUCAGAAUUACCUCUUGGGACUAACAAAUGGCUUCUAGCCUUUUCUCAAAAAUACGCUGGCAGCCAUGAGACUGUGAAGGAGGAAGAGGAGAAUACUGUUCCAAGAUUAGCUUCUUUGUAGAGUUACCUAAAAAGCUUGUAUUAUUUCAGUGGUGACGUGGUAUAAGCCUUUACACGAGCGGAGGUGGAUAAAAAGAUUUAAGGCAGGUAUUUCUGUCUUUCUGCAGUACAAUAUGUAAUACUUAGGUUCAGGUGCAAAGCUUCACAUCUCUUUCUUGGAAAAAGUAAAAAAAUGUAUAAAGAUGUAUAUUAAGCCUCAAAAGAUGGAAGCCUAGAGUUCUAUUUCAAUUCUGAAUCCAUGCUAUAAGAAUGUAGGAAUAAUGUUGCACCCUGGAUUUGUAAAAGCUGACCUAAAAAGCCUUUGACAUUCUUAGUCAUGUCUUUGAACACUGGGAAUAGUUUCAGUGGGGACUUUCUGACCACCCAACCUUCAGUGAAUGAGACUUGUACAAGAUAAUUUGGUGUUUGAUUUUUCCCACUGGCUUCAGAAUACCACCAGGUAUUUAUACUGUUAAGAUUUUAUACUGUAGCAAAGGAAGACAUGGGAGUUCAUUUUCAGUGUUCAGCACCAAAAAGAGUCUCAAAAGUGACAGCAAACUUUUUGUAAAUGGGUUUACAAACACUCAUUUUCAAUUCAAAAGCACUGUAUUUCUUCCAGUGCUUUGAUUCAGCAGUUAAAGAAUUGUUUGUAAAUGAACAUUUCAGUGUAAACAAAUUUUCAUAUGAAAUAGCGAUGUUUUCUAACAGCAGAACUAGCCCUUCUGAUAACUGGGUGUGACAGCAGAGGGGAAAAUGCUGUCUGUAACUGUAGUCGUGAUACUGAAUUUAACUUUCUAUUAUUUUGAAAUGCUGUAAAUUUCUUAAAUGUUAUAAAAUCCGGAUUUUUUUUUUGUCAAGAGCUAACAGCUGUACAUUUGAAAAUGUGAUUCUCCCCCCCCCCCCAUUGCAAUUAAAAAUAUAAACCAUUUAAGUA
Messenger RNA from Podarcis raffonei (Aeolian wall lizard), 5763 nucleotides. RefSeq names its product natural killer cell triggering receptor (gene NKTR). Gene Ontology annotation, molecular function: peptidyl-prolyl cis-trans isomerase activity. The transcript is spliced from 17 exons. The record is from RefSeq and is a predicted model, not a curated record. Gene Ontology annotation, cellular component: nucleus. Lineage: Eukaryota; Metazoa; Chordata; Lepidosauria; Squamata; Lacertidae. Gene Ontology annotation, biological process: protein peptidyl-prolyl isomerization; protein folding. Bases 132 to 4490 code for a protein of 1452 amino acids.